This is a messenger RNA of Columba livia (rock pigeon), 8915 nucleotides long. It is a transcript of the gene TASOR2, whose product is annotated as transcription activation suppressor family member 2. The record is from RefSeq and is a predicted model, not a curated record. The coding region runs from base 250 to 8223 and encodes 2657 amino acids. NCBI's taxonomy places the organism in Eukaryota, Metazoa, Chordata, Aves, Columbiformes, Columbidae. Gene Ontology annotation, biological process: negative regulation of gene expression, epigenetic. Gene Ontology annotation, cellular component: nucleoplasm. The transcript has 24 exons.
CACCGCCGCCCGCCCCCAGCCCUGCCCCCCCGGCCCGCCUGCGCCCUUUCACUUCCUGGGGCCGGCGGUUGGCGGUGGUUCGCAACGCGGCCGCCCCACAUGCCGCCCCGAGUGCCCUGAGCCCGCCGGCCCGCCCGGCCCGGCAGCGCCGCACCCUCCCGGGGCCCCCGCCGGGAGCGGAGCCGCGCCGAGGGCCGGGCGGGGCGGCAUGAGGGCGGCGUGAGGAACGGCGGGGAGCGAAGCCCGGCCAUGGGCGAGCGGCGGGACGAGCAGAGCGGAGGGCCGGGCACGGGUUUUCAUCCGGAAUCGGAAGAGUCGAGUUCCCUCUUGCAGACGGCUCUUUCAGUGCUGCAGGGCUCCUAUUUGGACUCUACAUCUCAGGGGAGUUUCCAGUACAGCCAAGCGAUUCUGGUGGAAAAUGAUGUUUUUCUAAGCGAGCUCAAAGCUUUUGCCCAAGCGAAGGAAGGCGCCGGGUACAGCCAGGAGGAGCUGGAGGAGACCUUUGCAUUUCUCCUGUUCGAUAACGAAGAAGAGGCAAAAGAGGUGUGUCAGAGAGGUCUCCGUGUAAACAGCAGCUCUAUUUCCACGCUUGGCGACCCAGCAAAAGGGGUUUAUAUUUCCAAGUAUGCCGACUGUCUUCAUCCCAGACCCUGGUAUCACGGCAAAUCUGGCUACAUUGUCAUUUGUAAGCUAAUUAAGGGGAAGGUCAGGGUGGUGUCUGAGAAUCACACAACCAGCUACACCUGCCCGUCUCCCGGCUAUGACUGCCACGUCGCUGCGGGCAGAAAUAACGUCCCGUCAAAGCCCAACCCCUACCAGGCCUUCAUGCAGAGCCAGUAUUACGUGUAUGAAGUGUCCGAUGGCCGUACUGCGGAGCGGCCCAGGCAGAUCUGUCCAUACAUCCUCAUCGCCUGCCAGUACAGGGAGCCGAAGGAAAUGCCCGUCUUAGCUCUAGAGAGCCUACCGGAGCUUAACCACAAAGCAUCGUACUGUCCGUGGAGGGGACAGCUCUCCAUCCAGGGCCAGCUCUUGUGCAACAUCACCCUGAGAACCCCACACAGCUCCACCAUUCCAGCCCAGCUGCCUCCCAACCUGGACAUGAACCAUAUCAUGGGUUUGUCUGACUUGAAGAAAAAGCUACCAGAAGCUGCAUUUGGGAAAAGAAAUUACGUUGAGAAUGAAGUCUGCUUUCAGGGCAUUUACUUCAGUCUGUAUGAAGUGGAAAUAUCAGAUAAGGAUCAAUACAAAAUGGAUCUGUUAGUAGAAAAUCUGAAGGAAAAAGACUUGGCAAUCGUCAAAUAUUUACAAGAUCAAGGAGUCUUUAUCCUCCUCACGUCCUCCGCCUUGGCACAAGAUGACGAUUUUGACCCCAAGGAGCCCGUCAGCCUCCUGGCCCUGUUUCUGUUCGCCUCAUCCCGGUCUGUGUGCCUGAGAGUUGAAAAGCACAAUCCAAAAGAUGAAAGGGAAGAUAGCGACGAUGGUGACAUCUCAUUAAAGAUCAUGUCCAUUUUGCCUGGACUUCGUUACGCCCUACAAAAAGCCACCGAUUCCUCCUGGGAGGACACAGUUGGUACCAGCAUCCGUAUCAAACAGCACUUCCAGGAAUACACAAAACUCGAUCAAAACACACAGCCCAUCUCUGGCGAAACUUCUCUCCUCGCAUCAACCGAGGAUGGAUAUACUAAUCCCUUCAAAAAACACCCAGAACGAUCCUUCUCGCAGCUGCAGCGUUAUUUUUCCAAUCCCAGCAGCUAUACUCUGGAAGUGCCCGCUGCCUUAGGAUGUUUGACUGGUUCUGUUCCAUCUCUUCGCUACAAUGAUAAAGUGGAUGUCUCUUCAGCUGGGCCACCGGAUCCUCUUCCUCCCAACGCAUCAGCAGCAAUAAAAAUCAAAAGCGAAAGCCCCACAGUGGGGCUGGACCAGAGUGGUGAAGACCCCACAAAAGACAUCAACUCAACCAGCAAGCUCUGGGCGCAGCAGAACAUGAGGAAAUCCAGCCGAGACGUUGCGACCAGCCCCAGGAAGAAAUGGCCACCCCUCAAGAUGCAAAUGCAUCCUCUGGGGGACAGCAGCAGGAACAGGAGAGCAACCAAAAAGAAGAAAAAAAUCAGCAUCUCUUUCUCGUUGCCUAUAAAGCCAGGGCUGACAGCCAGUUCCAACGAGCCCAUGCUUAAAUUAGCCAAUUUGCAGUUUCCACACAGAAGGAAAAGAGGUGCGGAGGUCCUGUCUGCAGAAUUUAUCCACAAAACACAGUCUGAACCUGUUUGGAAGGAAACCUCAGCUCCCGAUGACCCUGGCUUGGAAACAAAGAGACUAAAGACACUGGACCCAGACGGGAAAAUAGUUCCUGUUGCUGAGGCUGUCGCGAAGCCAGUGAAAAAUAAGAUGCUAAAAAGCGCCGCUAACAGCCCACCGAAACCUCAUGCCAAAAACCAAGCAGAAAACGAGUGGAAUGAGCUGUUUGUCCUCCCAGGUGAAGUUUCUUCCCAAUGCCACGGAGCAGAUAAUCAAAAAAAUGAGAUUUACCCAGGCAGGGUCGCCGAUCUCUGUUUCGAUCUGAAGGGGAACAACUACGAGUCCCACGCCUUGAACUUGCUGGCUGAUCUGGCCCUGGGUUCUUGUAUCUCUUCGCUUGUCCCCACGGACAGCGGGAUGAUCGGUGUGUCCUGCAGCCCCUCCAGUGACUCUGCAAAGGAGCAGCAGUGUCUUUGCAAGCAUAAAUCCUCGUGUGUCGCUUCUGAUCAUGAAUACCACAGGGUGGACAAGCUUGCAAAGGGAGCCACCUCUCCUUGCAAAGUGUUGCCAAACCAGAAGCUUCCUCAUGCUGAAAAAAUAGAUUUAAAUGACUUGGCCUCUGUUUCUACGGAGAAAAACACUGGGAUAUUCAGCAAGAACAACAGCGAGAACCCCAGCCCUGUAAAACCCCUUGUCUUGCCUCCAGGAGAGACUCAAGAAGCUGCCGAAGUGAACAAGCACUCCUUCAUCUCUGCUGAGCACUCCUACGCCUCGCAGAUGCCUGAGCACCCAAAAAAACAUAUGUAUCCCAGAGGAGCCCCCUACCCUGGCCCAGCACCCUCCAGAAAUGGAACCAGGAGCGCCCAAGCAGGACCCCUGGUUGGGAAAGUCCUCCCUUUCUGUCACCAAAACAGCACCCACGCUCAGCGACCCUUCGAGGCCGUGGCCAUGAGGCGCAGGAGCAGCCUGCUCUCCACCAGGAUGAAGGAGGACUUUGCCAAGUCCCACACAGUGAACAUCUGUGGUGAAGCCGUAGGUGAUGUGAAGGUGACGUGUCGUUGGGAGGGAGAGUAUCUCUUCAGUUUGGACAGCAGAUACACCAAUGAUGCCCUGGAGAAAACCGUCAUCCGCGCCCUGCAUGGGCCCUGGGACCCUGAUCUGCCCGAUGACGUGGAAGAGAUGAAGCUGAUACUUCAUAUGUGGGUGGCUCUUUUCUACAGCAAACCCAGCAAACUCCUCAGCAGCACGAGGAAGGUGGUGGAGCACAGCAACCCCAAGAAGUAUGUCUCAAUAAACAGCUCUGGAGGCUUUAUGGAGCUUAGUGAUGAUGGUGAGGAGUGUUUUGGGUUGGAGACGUGCCCUGCGGACUCUCGGUCAGACCCUGACCAGACUCCCAGCAGCUCUCUGGAUCGCAGCAUGCAUUGCCAGGGUCCUUUCCAUGCAGAGGAGAGCCCCGCGGACUCGCAGACUGACGCUGAUGGGACUCCUGGUGUUGUUGAUAGUACAGUAUCAUCUUCUUCAGGAGAGCUGCCCUGUGGGGAGGAGGAGGAACCUUCCUCCACAAGCUGUCCUGAGAGCCUUUCCCUCCCUGAACACGCAGAUGAGAGCCUGGCUCUGAAAGACAGACAGACAGCAGCCAUUCCUGAGGAGCAUGUGCAUGACGUCUCGCCCAUCGCUGAGGAGGAGCAGCCCAAGGAGGGACUGACAGACACUACAAUCGCCCCCAGCCCUUCCGAUGAGCUUGGCAAUGCUGACAAGCCCCCAGCUGCACCGGGCAGGAAAAACUCACAUGGCCAAGCCCCGAAUUCCAGGCCAGCUCCCCGGAGCGAUGCACCGAGUGUGCUGCAUGGACACGGAGAGCAGCAGAAGAGGCGGUGGGCGGCAGGGUCAGGAGGUGGCCCCGGCCCUCCCGAGGACACCGAGGGCGCUGGAGAUGCUGGGCACUGUACGGAGGUUGAGGACAAGAGCUGGGUCACCGGUGAUGGACCACAACAUGCCUGUGAUUCGAUGCCCUUAGAAGCACAUUCCAAAAGUGUGAAGCCCGAUGGAGCUAGUGGGAAAGGGAGGGAAUCACAAGAUCCCUUUGGACAUCCAGAAAAAGAGGAAGAGGUGCAAGAAGUUAAAAAAGAGAAAGAGGACUCUGAAUAUGAAAGCACAGUCCUGGGAUCUGUUAAUUCAGCUUUUUUGGAAAGCGGCGGUGCCGACAUGGAGCACGAACAUGGUGAGCAGAAGCCAGAGAAUUUGGCAUCUCCAAAGGACUUUGAUGUUCCUGGAGAGGGCCCUGUGCCCAGCCCUGCUGCCUUAGCAUCCCCCUGCCCAGGCAGAUCAACACCGGGGCUGUCAGGUGGGACUGAGACUGGUCCCCAGGGGCUUCCUGGUGAGAUGGCACCAAACCUGGACACACCACGGGAGCCCUGGGAGGCUCUGGCCACCCCAGAUGCAGAGACAAACCGUGUUGAUUUGACACACACAGCCACUCCAGCCAACACAGGGUUGGGCCGUGACAACGGGUUGAUGCUGCCGUUACUGUCUGAUCUGAGCCUUGUCCUUGGGGCGCAGCCCGACAGCGUCACCGGCAAACGGGGACCUGCUGGAGAAACACUUGGGGACGGCUCGGAGCAGAAAGAUGAGGAUCGUGCGCCCUCUGCAGAAAGGUGGGAGCCGGCUGGGAGCGAAACUGCCGGCACAGCUGUCCUGGAGUCACCGUGCAGCCGGGGACGGUCACUAACUGUGUCCCCUGACUCCAGCUCUGUCUGCCUGACGUCUCUUGGUGGAGCAGCAGAUCCUGGGGCUGCUCCAAAGGAACGGGAGGCCGUGGCAAACAUCCCGUCUCCAUUGCAGAGCGACCUAGGAGGGAGCAGCCGCCUUUCCCAAAGCUCUGGAGGCAACAUUGAUGCUGAUCUGGCUUUGUUGAGCACUGGUGAAUUGAACCAAGAAGGGAAGAAGGUUCUGGUGGAAGAACAGCGUAGCAGCCCUUCCGCCAACCGGACAGAUGUGCUGGGUGAGUCCUCGGGAGCAGGUGACAGCCAAGGCUUUGCCUUCAGCUGUGGAGCCUCAGCAGGUGACUCUGAAGGUGGGGAGAGCGACGACGUGAGUCUGGGUGCAGAGAAUUCCCCCAGGAGCGAUGAAACGAGCACCGGGAUGGUGACUGAGCCACUACAGCAGCCAGAGACAUCUCUUCGUGACCUGCAGGAAUCAGAGCCUUCCUCCUCCUCGGUGACAGAGGGGACGUCUGCCAUGGAGGAGCACCCCAGGCAGCAGCAGAGCUCCCCAAAAAGCCUGUUCCCACCUGCUCGCGCGAGCUCAGCUCCUGCUUCUCCCCAUAAACAGGACCCUCUCCUCCAUGGUGGAGACUCAGACCUCCCCGACCACUUGUUAGAGCAAAGCGAGGGGUUGCCAGUCCUGUGCCAACAUGGGAAAACCUGUGAGGACGUAGGUGCUGCGGAGCUGAGUGCGGCUGUCGAGAGCCUGGAUGGCUCCUUAAAGCCCAGAGGUGCAGAAGAGGUGAAAAAAGAGACGGGUUUGUGCCACGCAGAGCUGACAGAGAGCUCCUCCGUGGCUGUGCUUGUGACAGGUGAUGCGAGAUCAAGGCCUCCUGCUCCUCCACACAGUCACAAAACAGGCUGGGAUAGUGCUGAGCCGGGUUCAGUCUUUGGUGUGCACCCUGCGACACUUUCUCCUGGCACAAAUCCGGCUCUGGGUGGUGCCCCACGGUCCUGCUGUGUGGGCACUUGCCCCAGGUGUGGCAGCCCUGAGGGACAAGCAGAUGCUGUAGGGAGCCACAAGGAACCCAUCCUGCCUGAGGAUUGCGAAGAAGGAAGCAGCAUCUCUUUGGCCAGUCCCGCAUCGUUUUCAGCAGGGGAGUUGCUGAUGCUACCCUGCAGCCCUAAAUCCGUGCAUAACCAGAGCGAGCAUGAGGGAUCCGAUGUGUGUGCAGAUCUGGAGGGUGCCAGCUUGGAGGUGGAAGAGGGAGAAAUCCCCACUGUCCCCUUCCCGAUGUCACCAUCACCUGCACACAAAGGAAUCUCUAGAGAGGGCCCAGAGCUUAGUGACGUUGAGGAUAUUUCAGACAUUGUCCCCUGGGCGAAGCAGCUCCCCAGCAAAGAGAGACACAGGGGCUUGACUUCUGCAGAUCGCUUUGAUUCUUUCUCCGGUGACUCAGACCAGGAUUAUUUUGGGGGGACUUCACGAUCCAGGGGAUCCUACAGCACGAGAUCUGUGGGUACAAGGACUAACUGCGACUCGCCCUCCGUGAGCUCGGUGCACACGGAGGGGAGCAGCGAGGACUGGCGCUUGCAGGGAGCGGAGUGGAGCUGCUCACGGGCUGAGCACGGCUGGUCGAUCGGCCCGGGGAGAACCAAGAGCAGGUUCAUUCCACCAUACGUCAAUAUUAGGGACAGCCAGGGCGUCACCAAGGACUACCAGAACUUUGUGGUCACCAAAAAGUGCCGGGAGAGGAUGGGAAAUUUGCCAUCUUCGAGGUGCAGCCACCGCGCGGGGCAGUCGCAUUUGUUAAAGUCGCUGCUGGGGAUGGGGAGGGGGUUUGAGGAAAUCACCCAGAGCACUUUGGACACAGAGUGUCUCCGCUUCCAUUAUAAGCUAAAACAAAUCCUGAGGAGGGGGAAACCACCCUUUUCUACCUCCAAAAGCAUCUUUCCAAAAGACUUUUCUCCCCGGGCGAUGUCUGAGACGUUGCCUGUGCAAGGAGCUCCCGUCCCGCUCUCCCCGCGGAGCAGGAGCCCUUUGCAGGUGACGAUCCUGCCCUCGGACACAUGGCUGAGGGGACCCAGCUGUCCCCAGCAAAGCAGCCAGCAUGGGGACCCAUGUCCACUGUGGCGGGACACCCUCUGUGACAAGAGGAGCAGGGCCAGAUCCCAAACCGUGAGCCACGGCCGCGCACCUCCCUUCCACCUCAGCAGGCUCAAAUACGAUAAUAAGCUAAAGGACCCAUUUGGGGACAUCGCUGUCAUCCUCGAUGAGUGCGCCGCGUUCAACAGGGUGAUGCUGAGCCGGGCUGACGUGAGGAACAAGGGCAAAGGGCCGGUUGUGGCACAUGGGGACGCUGCGAGUGAGCGGACACGUGCAUCCCUGCCUGAGAGGACGGCCACCUUCGAGGAGAUGAUCGCCGACCUGUGCAGCACAUUGCGUUUCCACCUGCGCAGCGUGGCCAAGGAGGCCUGCACCCCUCCCGGCAUGUUCUACGUGGUGGAGACGGGCAAGGAGCCGUUCUUUACGAGAGUGAAGACGUUGCUGCAGGAAAGCGGCCGCGUGGAGAUGGAGCCCCUGAGCUUCUGCGAAGCGAAACACCCAGACGCUGACAGGCUGCUCGUCGUCAUCAGGAACGAGGACAUUUCCUUGCACAUCCACAAGGUCCCGUGCUUGCUGCAGCUAAAGCGCUGCCCCAACGUGGUGUUUGCCGGAGUGGACAACCCUGAAGAUAUAACGGCUUAUACAUACCAGGAGCUGUUUCAUACCGGCGGCUUUAUAGUGUCAGACGACGAGGUUUUGGAAACGAUAACGCUGGGCCAACUCAAAGAGGUGGUGAAGGUGCUGGAGAAGCUGAACAGAGGCGGGAGGUGGAAGUGGCUCCUUCACUACAAGGAGAGCAAGAAGCUCAGAGAAGACGUGAGGGUGGACGCCAACGCCCACAAGAAACACUUGAUGGUCAAGUCGUACCAGGGAGCCGAUCUCAUCGAGGUGCUGCCCUUCCACGCCUGCGACGCCACCUCGUCCCCCAAACCCGAGCACGUCAAGUGUUUGUUGAACCUGCAGGUUCAGCGCAUCAGCGCCAGGUUCGCUGUGUAUCUCACAGGUUUCAGAACAACGUCGUUGCCCUGUUUAAAUCACGGUGCCGCUCCUCGCUCUGCAGAAAAGCCCGGCCUCAGCAGGGAGGUCCUCGAGAGCAACGGAAUCCUCGUGGCCGACGUCAACACCUUCCUCUGGACGGUGCCAAAAGCGGCCGCCCCGUUUAGAAGAAGCUACUGGUGACGGAGCGAAACCGCAGCCACGGCUCCUCCUCAGGCCCCGCGCUCGCUGGUCUGGGCAUCCUGGUCCUCAACGGGACACCCCAAAAUCCCAGGGGGUUUUUGGGUGCUGCACACAGGAGCCACGCGCAGAAAGGUCGGCUCUGGUUCUGUAGAUAGGAAUUAUUUAAAGAUGGCUCACGCAAAUCCUCCUCCUGGGGAUUUACUCCCUGCCAUCGACUUGCAAAUAGGACAGAGGUUAUUUUAACAGUUUUAAAUUAUUGGAGUGUUUUCGGGUGAAACGUUGGGACAAAUAGGAAAAUUGAAAAGCGGUUUACUUGAAGGUGAGGAGCGGGAUGAGUCUGUGAUAAUAGAGGCAUUUUCCACACAUACUGUACAAGACGCCCACGCUGGGGGCGAGUGGAUGUUUCAAAGGUGUUGGGGACCCGGUGCUGUGUCCCCUUCACAUCACGUCUCCAGCCGCCCUCGUUGCCUCUUGGGCGCAGUUCACUGCUGGGCCCCCAGGGGGAACCUCGUGAAACAGCCAAACGAGGCCACGGAACAAAAAGCUUCAAUUUGUGGGAGCGCAAACACGUGCAGAGAAGAAAAUGCCCCAUUAAAGACCUUUGUACGGCCGGUACAGAGGACAGGGUUGUCCUCUUGUUGUUUUUUUUUUUUUUAAUUUUAAUAAAAGGACGUAAGAUAUUAUGUACAGGA